AUGGCUCAAUGUGUACCUCCUACAAACAGUGCACAAGAAUGUGAAUUGAGGACAUCAGAAAUACCGACUCAACAAUUCAUCACCACCAAACUUAGCGUAGAUGAAAUAUUGAAUAAGUAUGUUGGAGAAUAUGGAGUUUGGCAAUGGAGUAUUGUGUUGCUAAUAGUUUUAAGUUCUCCUCUAAUGGUGACGUUACCUGUAUUUGUUAAUGCAGUACCUGACCAUCGUUGUCGGAUGGAAGAUCCUAUCGAAGAAAUAUUCAGAGAAUACAAUUUAAGUUUUGAGGAAGCCGCUGCAUUUGUGGGUCCAUGGGAAGGUGAAAUUCCUGUAACAAUGAUGGGUUGUCUGAGAUUUGCAUUGGACUGGAGCAAUACAACCCUCAUCGAAAACCUACUUUUGAAUAAGUCGGUUGUUUCAUUUAUCGAUCGUGAAUCGUUGAAAACUAAAGCGUGUGUCAACGGUUAUGUAUAUAGAAGUAAAGAGUUCCAAUAUCCCAGUACUGUGGUAGCGGAAUUUAACUUGGUUUGUGAUAAGAGUAUGCUAUCGCCUCUUGGAACCUCUCUUUUUAUGGUUGGAAUGUUGUUUGGAUUCAUUUUCGGUGGUUAUUUUGGUGACAAAUUCGGCAGACGAAACGGUGCAAUUGUAUUCUCUAUCAUUGAAUUACUUGCAGCGGUUGGUGUUUCCUUAGCCCCUAAUCAUCAUAUCUAUCACCUGAUGAGAACAAUUGUUGGGUUUUCUAGUACAGGAAAAGCCGUCCCCCUACGCCUAUUACCAAUUGAGCUAACUAAUGCCAAAUAUCGAUCAUAUUUCACAUCGUUCAUUGUUUUGGGAAUUGUAUUUGGACAUCGUGCUAUAAUGACUGGAAUAGCUUAUUUGGUACGAGAAUGGCGUCUUCUCAACGCCCUGUCAACGUUACCAUGUCUCACAUGUUUCAUAUACUUUUGUCUUUUACCGGAAUCACCACGAUGGCUGUUAUCUCAGUAUCGUGUUGAAGAAGCCAUCACAAUAUUGAGAAGAGGGUGUCGUAUCAACCACAUUUUGAAGAAAGACAAAUCAAAAUUAUCACAAUUCGACAAUUACCUGAAAGAUUUAAAUAAAAACCAAUCUCAUAUGGGAAAAUUAUAUGUCCAUAGUGAACCUAUAAGUGUUUCUGAACGAUUGAUUAAUUUAUUUAAAUCAACCAAGAAAAUUAUUUGUUGUAGACAAAUGAAUAAAGCACUCAUAAUAUGUGUUCUAAUAUUUACGUUGCAUUCGCUUGCCUUUCUGGGUAUCACACUAUUUAGUAAGUACAUCAAUUAUAAUGUUUAUAUAGUAACUUUUAUCAAUGCAUUAACUGGCAUUCCAGGACCAAUUGCUGCAAGUGUAGUUUAUAGAUGUUAUAAGUAUAGACGAUUUCCAUUAAUGUGCACAUAUAUAAUUUCUGCUAUAUUAUUAUGCAUUGGUGGUGUUUAUACAGUAUUAUGGGAACCACUGACUGAUAAUGUAUUGAAUAUAUUCUGUAAUGGUGCUCUUAUUAUGUAUUCUGCUUCAACGAUUAUGCUAUCGAUUUAUUGUGCUGAAUUAUUUCCAUCAUAUAUGCGUUCAAGCGCUGUAGGCAUAUCAAAUGGUCUAGGUAGAAUCGGUGGGAUCAUUUCAACACUUGUAAAUUAUACUGAUUUUGCUUUUAAACAUGGUACGCCUGUACUGAUUUAUUCCGGUUCCUCAAUGCUUCAAGCUUUCCUACUAUACUGUUUACGUGAUACAAGCGGUGAAGAUCUUUCUGAUGUUGACAAAUGCAUAG
Messenger RNA from Schistosoma guineensis, 1780 nucleotides. The record is from the annotation of a GenBank genome assembly. NCBI's taxonomy places the organism in Eukaryota, Metazoa, Platyhelminthes, Trematoda, Strigeidida, Schistosomatidae.